UUUCGCAAAAAUGAUGAAAUGAAAGCUAUGGAAGUAUUGCCAAUUUUAAAGGAAAAAGUUGCCUACCUUUCAGGUGGCAGAGAUAAGCGUGGAGGUCCCAUUCUAACGUUUCCAGCUCGUAGUAAUCAUGACAGAAUACGGCAAGAAGACCUUAGAAGACUAAUUUCAUACCUAGCGUGUAUUCCUAGUGAGGAAGUGUGUAAACGAGGAUUCACCGUCAUUGUAGAUAUGCGUGGGUCAAAAUGGGACUCCAUAAAGCCUCUGCUGAAGAUUUUACAGGAAUCCUUUCCAUGUUGUAUUCAUGUUGCACUGAUAAUCAAGCCAGAUAAUUUCUGGCAGAAACAGAGGACUAACUUUGGCAGCUCUAAGUUUGAGUUUGAGACAAAUAUGGUGUCUCUGGAAGGCCUUACCAAAGUAGUUGAUCCUUCUCAGCUAACCCCAGAAUUUGAUGGCUGUUUGGAGUACAACCAUGAGGAGUGGAUAGAAAUCAGAGUUGCCUUUGAGGACUACAUUAGCAAUGCAACCCAUAUGCUGUCCAGACUGGAGGAACUGCAAGAUAUAUUGUCAAAAAAGGAAAUGCCUCAGGACCUGGAAGGUGCUCGCAAUAUGAUAGAGGAGCAUUCACAAUUGAAGAAGAAAGUCAUUAAGGCCCCUAUCGAGGACCUUGAUGUGGAAGGACAAAAGCUGCUCCAGCGGAUACAGAGCAGUGAUAGCUUUCCCAAAAAGAACUCUGGGUCAGGGAAUGCGGACUUACAGAACCUUCUACCCAAAGUAUCCACCAUGCUGGACAGGCUGCACUCAACACGGCAGCAUCUGCAUCAGAUGUGGCAUGUGCGGAAGUUGAAAUUGGACCAAUGUUUUCAGCUCAGGCUGUUUGAGCAGGAUGCUGAAAAGAUGUUUGACUGGAUCACACACAACAAAGGUCUGUUUCUGAACAGCUACACAGAGAUUGGAACCAGUCACCCCCACGCGAUGGAGCUUCAGACACAGCACAAUCAUUUUGCUAUGAACUGUAUGAAUGUGUAUGUGAACAUCAACCGCAUCAUGUCAGUGGCAAAUCGCCUGGUGGAGUCGGGCCACUAUGCUUCACAGCAAAUAAAACAGAUUGCAAGUCAGCUGGAGCAGGAACGGAAGGCGUUUGCUGCAGCCUUGGAUGAACGUAGCACGUUACUGGAUAUGUCCUCCAUCUUCCAUCAGAAAGCUGAACAGUACAUGAGCAAUGUAGACUCAUGGUGUAAAGCCUGUGGUGAGGUCGAGCUUCCUUCAGAACUGCAAGAUUUAGAAGAUGCUAUUCAUCAUCAUCAAGGGAUUUAUGAGCAUAUUACCUUGGCUUACUCUGAGGUGAGCCAAGAUGGAAAGUCACUGCUUGACAAACUUCAGAGGCCUUUGACUCCUGGGAGUUCUGAUUCUCUCACGGCUUCUGCCAACUACUCAAAAGCAGUUCAUCAUGUUCUGGAUGUCAUCCAUGAGGUACUGCACCACCAGCGCCAACUGGAAAAUAUCUGGCAGCAUCGAAAGGUCCGCUUACACCAGCGGCUUCAGCUGUGUGUUUUUCAACAGGAUGUUCAACAGGUGUUGGAUUGGAUUGAAAACCAUGGAGAAGCUUUUCUUAGCAAACAUACUGGAGUGGGAAAAUCCCUGCAUCGAGCUCGAGCUUUGCAGAAACGUCAUGAAGACUUUGAAGAGGUUGCACAGAACACGUACACCAAUGCAGACAAGCUCCUAGAGGCAGCGGAACAGCUCGCUCAGACUGGGGAGUGUGACCCAGAGGAGAUCUACCAAGCUGCCCAUCAGCUGGAGGACCGGAUACAGGAUUUUGUGAGGCGUGUGGAGCAGCGCAAGAUCCUGCUGGACAUGUCUGUGUCCUUUCACACCCAUGUUAAAGAGCUGUGGACAUGGCUUGAAGAGCUACAGAAAGAACUGCUUGAUGAUGUCUAUGCUGAGUCUGUGGAGGCUGUCCAAGACCUGAUUAAACGUUUUGGUCAACAACAACAGACCACUCUGCAGGUUACAGUCAAUGUUAUAAAAGAAGGAGAAGAUCUUAUACAACAACUAAGGGAUUCUGCUAUUUCUAGUAACAAGACCCCCCAUAACAGCUCGAUCAACCACAUAGAGACAGUCCUGCAGCAGCUGGAUGAGGCCCAGUCUCAGAUGGAGGAGCUUUUUCAAGAGCGCAAGAUCAAGCUCGAGCUGUUUCUGCAGCUCCGCAUAUUUGAAAGAGAUGCAAUAGAUAUAAUUUCAGACCUCGAGUCUUGGAAUGAUGAGCUCUCUCAGCAGAUGAAUGACUUUGACACUGAAGAUCUUACAAUAGCAGAACAGAGGCUCCAGCAUCAUGCAGACAAAGCCCUGACCAUGAAUAACUUGACCUUUGAUGUCAUCCACCAAGGGCAGGAUCUGCUGCAGUAUGUCAAUGAAGUGCAGGCAUCUGGCGUUGAGCUGCUUUGUGACAGAGAUGUAGACAUGGCAACGCGUGUCCAGGACCUGCUGGAGUUCCUGCACGAGAAGCAGCAGGAGCUGGACGUGGCCGCCGAGCAGCACCGCAAGCACCUGGAGCAGUGCGUGCAGCUGCGGCACCUGCAGGCCGAGGUCAAGCAGGUACGUGUGGGCCGAGGCCCCGCGGG
This is a messenger RNA of Merops nubicus (carmine bee-eater), 2621 nucleotides long. Its product is annotated as triple functional domain protein. Gene Ontology annotation, molecular function: protein binding; guanyl-nucleotide exchange factor activity. The transcript has 14 exons. The annotation marks the transcript as partial. Lineage: Eukaryota; Metazoa; Chordata; Aves; Coraciiformes; Meropidae. Gene Ontology annotation, biological process: axon guidance. The record is from RefSeq and is a predicted model, not a curated record. Gene Ontology annotation, cellular component: cytoplasm.